This is a messenger RNA of Brenthis ino (lesser marbled fritillary), 8274 nucleotides long. Lineage: Eukaryota; Metazoa; Arthropoda; Insecta; Lepidoptera; Nymphalidae. The record is from the annotation of a GenBank genome assembly.
AUGGAUAGAGUGUGUUUUAAAAUAAAUGAUACAGAAUAUUCCGUUGGAAAUGACGUGGACUCAAACACAACGCUUUUAGAUUUCAUUCGAAACAAGUUAAACCUUCGCGGUACUAAGUAUAUGUGCUUGGAGGGUGGUUGUGGAGCAUGCAUCGUUAGUGCCUCAACGUCUCACGGAGAAACUCCUCAUAGUGUUAAUUCGUGUUUGGUUUCUAUAACAUCAUGUCAAAAUUGGGAUAUAACAACUAUAGAGAAGAUCGGCAACCGCUUAGAUGGUUAUCAUCCUAUACAGAAAACCCUUGCUGAGAACAACGGUACUCAAUGCGGGUAUUGCUCUCCAGGAUGGGUGAUGGCUUUGUACAGUCUAUUGAAAUCAAAACGAUUGACGAUGCUUGAAAUGGAACAAUCUUUCGGAAGUAAUGUAUGCAGAUGUACCGGGUACAGGCCAAUACUGGAAGCUUUCAAAAAGUUUGCGUCAGAUGCCCCAAAUCCCGUCGAAUUACCAGAUAUUGAAGAUUUAAAAAUAUGUGACAAAACUGGCCAAGUCUGCUCAAAAAGUAAAUGUGAAGAAGCUGAUUGGUGUCUUGUAAAUAAAGAUGAAGUUUAUAAUGAAUUAAAAUGUAUAUAUUUAAAAGAUAAUAGACUUUGGUACAGAGUUGAGACACUUUCCGAUAUUUUUGUUAUAUGGCAUGAAAGGGGAGUGCAGUCAUACAUGUUGGUGGCAGGGAACACAGGCAAAGGCGUUUAUCCUAUACUACAAUAUCCGGGAAUUUUAAUAGAUAUUUCAGGCUUAUCUGAACUGAAAGGAUUCUAUAUUGAUCAAAAUUUGGUGCUUGGGGCCGGAACAACCCUUUCAGAUACUAUUGAAAUAUUUAAAACAGUUUCAAAUCAUGAUUAUUUUAAUUACCUUAAUAUUUUUAAUGAACAUUUGAAGCUGGUAGCACAUAUUCCUGUUAGGAAUAUAGGCACUUUAGCGGGAAAUUUAAUGCUCAAAAAUCGACAUCCGGAAUUCAAAUCUGACAUUUUCAUUCUUCUGGAAACUGUUGGGGCACAGCUGGUUAUACUAAUAGCUCCGGGAUUAAAAAAGAUAUUGUCAAUGCAAGAUUUCCUGAAAGAAAAUAUGACGGCGAAAAUUAUUUUGAGCAUAAUCUUACCGCCAUUGAGUGAUGCACACAAAUUAAUAACUUAUAAGAUACUACCUCGGACGCAAAACGCACACGCCAUAGUCCACGCCGGAUUUAUAUACAGACUUGAUAAUGAUGGUAAAGUUGUAGCAUGUAGAAUUGUGUACGGUGGUCUAUCAACAUUGUUUAUUAGAGCUUGGAAAACCGAACAAUGUUUGGUCGGAAAACCCCUGUUCACCAAUGAAACUUUACAAUAUGCUUUGAAAGUUUUAAACGGGGAACUGAUUGUAACAGAAGAUUUGCCAGACUAUCCUGUGGAUUACAGAAGACAGCUGGCUUUAAGUUUAUUUUAUAAGGGUCUUCUUAGUUUGUAUUCCCGUGACAACUUACAUCCUCGCUAUCGAUCUGGUGCAGUUAAGAUCCACGAUACACGGCCAGUUUCAGAUGGUAAACAGAUAUUCACCACCAACCCCACUUUAUGGCCCUUAAAUAAACCUAUACCUAAACUUGAUGGAUUGAUUCAGUGCGCCGGCGAGUCACAAUAUUCUGAGGAUUUACCUACGCUUCCUCGUGAAGUAUUUGCUGCCUUCGUUCUCACGACUGUUCCACUUGGUACUAUCGAGAAAAUAGAUCCUAGCAAAGCUUUGAAGGAGCCUGGCGUCAUCGCAUUUUACUCAGCGUCCGAUUUUCCUGGGAAAAAUAGUUACAUUUCAUCCGUGACCUUAUUUUUUCCUACUGAUGAAGAAAUUUUAUGUAAUAAAGACGUCAAAUUUUAUAAUCAACCUCUAGGCAUCAUUGUAGCAGAAAGUCACAAGAUAGCAGAACAGGCGGCUUCUCUAGUUAAAGUUACAUAUGGGAAUGUUAAAAAACCUGUAAUAGAUGUAAAAAUAAGUAAAAACGAUCCAAGUAAAGUAACUGUUCUUCAGACAUUCACAGCUACAAGGACUGGGACUGACGUGGAAAAAAUUAUAAAAGGUGAUAACACCAUAUAUGGACAGUAUCAUUUUUGUAUGGAAACAUUAGUUUGUGUGACUCAUCCUACAGAAGAAGGAUUAAAGAUACAUGCAGCUACUCAAUAUAUGGAUGGAGUGCAUCAAGUUGUUUCGAGAUUACUCAAUUUAGAUCAAAACAGAAUCGACGUCGUCGUCCGCCGGUUAGGAGGAGGUUAUGGAUAUAAAAUUUCUCGAGCAACACAAGUAGUAGCUGCUUGUAGUUUUGUUGCUCAUAAAUUGAAUAGACCUUGUCGCUUCAUACAGACCCUAACAAAUAAUAUGAGGGCCAUUGGAAAGCGAGGUCCCUGUAGUUCUAAUUUUGAGAUUGGCGUCAGCAGGAACGGUGCCAUUCAAUAUAUUCGACACGAUCUAUAUGGUGAUAAUGGCUAUAUUGUUAACGAACCAUUAUUACUUCUUGGCGUUGAACUAUAUUCUAAUUGUUACAAGAAUGACACGUGGAAUCAUACCACAUACAACACAGUUACAGAUACAGCUUCUAACAGCUGGUGUAGAUCUCCCGGUACUUUAGAGCACGUAGCACAGGCUGAAGCACUUAUGGAAAGAAUAGCAUAUGAAAUGAAUUUAGACCCUCUUGAUGUUCGUCUAGAGAACUUAGACACUGAGAAGUAUAGUGACAUUAUGGAAAUGUUAGAAACAUUAAAAACAAAUUCUGAAUAUGAGGAACGAAAAAGUAAAGUGAACAAUUUUAACGCAGAAAAUCGGUGGAAUAAACGUGGUUUGAGGUUUUCGUUCCUAAGAUGGCCUCCACUAGGUGGUUUUUACUUAGACAUAAAUAUGUCAGUCUACAGCGAUGAUGGUUCCAUCUCCAUAACUCAUGGAGGUAUUGAAAUGGGUCAAGGUAUAAAUACCAAGGCUAUUCAAAUAUGCGCUUAUCUCCUAAAAGUUCCUGUCGAAAUCAUACAAAUAAAACCUAAUGACACUUUUGUGGCACCUAACAAUUUUAUAUCGGGGGGAAGUUUAACGACACAAAAUGUUACUAUUGGUGUUCAAAGAUGCUGUGAAGAGUUACUAAGGAGACUGGAGCCAGUUAGAAAUCAAAUGACUAAUCCAACGUGGAAGGAUUUAAUAAAGCAAGCAUUUCAAAUGGACGUUGACUUACAAGUGCAUGGUUUUGUUCAAGCUACUGAUUUCCAGAGUUAUAAUAUUUUUGGUAUAACGUUGGCGGAGGUAGAAAUUGAUGUAUUAACGGGUGAGUCCGAGAUUAUAAGGGUUGAUUUAAUUGAAGAUGUAGGACGAAGUGUUAACCCUGAACUUGAUAUUGGUCAGGUGGAAGGAGCUUUUAUUAUGGGUGUAGGUUAUUGGACUACAGAGAGGCUGGUAUACGAACCUAAUUCAGGGGAACUUCUUACUAACCGUACUUGGGACUACUGGAUACCGCAAGCGCGUGAUAUCCCUCAGGACUUCAGAAUUUACUUCAGAAAAAAAACUUUUGAUAACGAACUUAUUUUUGGAGCCAAAGCAACGGGUGAGCCGGCUACGUGUAUGGGGAUAGUGAUACCAUUUGCGCUACGACACGCCAUCUCAGCAGCUCGACUUGAUUCCGGAAUCCCUACAACACAAUGGUUUCAAAUAGAUGAAAAUGAGCCUCUAGCACAGAUAGAUGUAUCCAGCUUCAUUCAAAGUCCUGAUGACAAUCCUGCGGAAGAACAUUAUGCAGAUUUGUUUGAUAAAAGUCGAGAGGUACUAAAUGAUCUCGUUAAACCCGCCUCACAAGAUUAUCAAAAUUUGAAAGCUGAUUUGCCCGAAAUAAACAUGUAUAAAGACAAGAACAUAAUUCCACAAUACAUUAAUGUUGAUGGGUUACCAAAUGCCUACAACAAUGAAAAUAUUAAACCUUAUAAGUACAAUUUUGAUAAAAUCAAGAAUGAUUUGUCAUUCCACACUUUGGGGCAGAGCACACAUGCUGAGAAAAAAUGUGUCCUAAAGAAUAUGAAGAUCCCGUUUUUUUCCCGUAGCAAAACUGAAAAAACAAAGACAAAGAAAAAUAAAAAGAGAAAAUUUAGCUUUCGCAAUUCAAAAAAACAAAAUCCAAGUCUAACAAAAGUUCCUGAGAGUCAUUUGAAUAGCAACUCUAUGCAGAUAUCUUCAACGAAGUCACAGAAUUUUAAAAUCAAGAAGCGCUCUUACUUUGACAGAUCGUGUCCAGCUUGUAAACAAAAAGUUUUAAAUGCAAAUUUAGUUGAAGAUAAAUGCCAUAGUACAACGAAUAACAUUAUACAUAACAGCAGACAAUAUUUCCAAAAUAUGAAUGUAGAACCAAAAAAUGACAACGUAAACACAUAUGAUAGUUUUGGAAUGAAGCAUGAUAAUGAUUAUGGGAACAAAGUCCUAAAUAACAUCAAAGACUUAAGGUGGAAAAGAGAUAAUUUCAUAGAUAGAAGGAAAGGUGGGAAAGCAAUGUGGCUGAGCGCGAAGCCAAGAAACCCACUGACAGGUGGUCCAUUCGGUUUGGUUUUAGUGGGUAGUACUGGCUUUGCCCACUUUAUCCGAAAUAAGCUUCAACUUCGUGGCACCAAGUAUAUGUGUUUGGAGGCUGGCUGUGGGGCUUGUAUCGUCAGUGCUAGAAAAUUCAACGGGGAUACUCCACAGAGUGUCAAUUCGUGUAUGGUGUCUAUAACCUCAUGUCAAGACUGGGAUAUAACAACCAUAGAGAAGAUUGGCAACCGCUUGGUUGGUUAUCAUCCCAUACAGUAUACUCUUGCUAAAAAUAAUGGCACUCAGUGUGGAUACUGCUCUCCUGGAUGGGUAAUGGCUUUAUACAGUCUAUUAAAAAAUAAGAAAAUGACAAUGCUUGAAAUAGAAAAAUCGUUAGGAAGUAACGUAUGCCGAUGUACAGGCUAUAGACCCAUUUUGGAAGCCUUUAAAAAGUUUGCAUCAGAUUCACCUCAUACCCUCGAAAUUCCUGACAUUGAAGACUUAAAAAUAUGCGCUAAAACUAAUGAAUCUUGUUCUUCUAAAAGUUGUGAUGAUAUUGAUUGGUGUUUUGUAAAAAGUAGCGAAAUAUAUAAUAAAAUGAAAUAUAUAAAUCUUAAAGAUGAUAGAGAUUGGUAUAGAGUUGAGACUCUCUCAGAUAUAUUUAAUAUAUGGCAAGAAAGAGGACUGCAAUCUUAUAUGUUGGUUAACGGAAACACAGGCAAAGGUGUCACCCCGAUAUUGAAAUAUCCGAAAAUUUUAAUAGACAUAUCAGGUUUAUCAGAACUAAAAGGUUUCUACAUUGACCAAAACUUAGUGAUUGGCGCAGGAACAACGCUCACAGAUACUAUGAAUAUAUUCGCAAAAGUAGCUAAUUUUGAUUAUUUUAACUACCUAAAUGUUCUUAAUGAACAUUUGAACUUGGUAGCACAUAUUCCUGUAAGAAAUUUGGGAUCAAUAGCUGGGAACUUAAUGGUCAAACAUCGAAAUCCUGAAUUCCCAUCUGAUGUAUUCCUUCUGCUGGAAACUGUAGGGGCGGAGCUAGUAAUAUUAUUUGAUCAUGGAUCAAGUAAAAUAUUGACGAUGCUGGACUUUCUCGUAGAAGAUAUGACAGGGAAGAUUAUUUUAAGCAUAUUGUUGCCACCAUUGAGUAAAGAGCACAAUGUAGUUACAUUUAAGAUAAUGCCCCGAUCACAAAACGCACAUGCUAUAGUAAACGCCGGUUUCAAUUACAAACUUGACUAUGAAAAUAAAGUUAUAGAAUCUAGAAUAGUUUAUGGUGGUCUUUCACCAUUAUUUAAUAGAGCUUUCCUAACAGAGAAAUGUUUAGUAGGAAAGCCAUUAUUUAACAAUGAGACUUUACAAAGUGCCUUAAAAAUUUUAAGUGAAGAACUUAUAGUGACCCUGCAUUUGCCAGAGUUCCCCGUGGAGUACAGACGGCAGUUGGCUUUAAAUUUGUUUUAUAAGGGGCUUCUAUCCUUGUGUCCUUUGGAAAUGUCACUACCUCGUUAUCGUUCAGGCGCUAUUAAACUUCACGAAACAAGGCCGGUUUCGCAAGGUCUGCAGGAGUUUACCACUGACCCUUCCAUUUGGCCAUUAAAUCAACCUAUACCUAAAUUGGAUGGCUUAAUCCAGUGUGCCGGUGAAUCAAAAUACUCUGAGGACUUGCCAUCGCUUCCCCAUGAAGUAUACGCUGCCUUCGUCCUUACAACUGUUCCGCUCGGCACUAUCGAAAGCAUAGACCCUAGUGAAGCUUUGAAAGAAAAAGGCGUCAUAGCAUUUUAUAAAGCAUCUGAUAUUCCAGGAAUAAAUACUUUUUUAGUACCAAAUGGUACAACGGUUUUGAAUGAUGAAGAACUUCUUUGCAAUGGUGAAGUUAAAUAUUGCAAUCAACCUUUAGGCAUAAUUGUCGCUGAAUCUCAUGAACUAGCUGAAAAAGCAGCCCAUUUGGUAACAGUUACAUACAGUAAUAUGAGGGAACCUGUAGUAGACAUCAAGUUAGCGAAAAAAGAUUCAAGUAGAGUAAGUCUUCUUAUGGCUAUUGAACCUAAAAGGAUUGGAACAGAUGUAGAAAAAAUUAUAAAAGGAGAAAGCACGAUAUAUGCACAGUUUCACUUUUGUAUGGAAACCUUAGUUUGUGUGACUAAUAUCACUGAAGAAGGGUUAAAGGUAUAUGCUGCGACACAAUGGGCAAGCUUAGUACAGGGUGCUACUGCAAGGGCAUUGAACAUAAAUCAAAACAGAAUUGACGUUUAUGUUCGUCGACUUGGAGGUGCGUACGGAGUUAAAUUAACCCGAGAAUCACAGGUGGCUGUUGCUUGUAGUUUAGUCUCAUAUAAAUUAAAUAGACCUUGUCGCUUUAUAUUACCUCUUACAACGAAUAUGAGAUCUAUUGGAAAACGUUUACCAUGCUCUACAAAUUUUGAGAUUGGAGUAAACAAGGAGGGUGUUAUUCAAUAUUUAAAUCACGAUCUAUUCAGUGACAACGGUUAUUUUGUUAAUGAAUCGUUACUGAAUCUAGGUCUUGAAGUGUACUCUAAUGCUUAUAAGAAUGACACUUGGCAUCACAAAGCAUAUAACGUCACUACAGAUACGACGUCUAAUAGUUGGUGUAGGUCCCCUGGAUCUUUGGAGCAUGUGGCAAUGGCUGAAGGAUUAAUCGAAAGAAUAGCUUAUGAAAUCAACUCAGAUCCCUUAAAUGUUCGAUUAGCAAAUUUGGAUACCGAAAAAUAUAGUGAUCUGCUUGAAAUGUUGAACACAUUAAAGCUUAAAUCAGAUUAUGAAGGAAGAAAACUAAAAGUUGACAACUUUAAUUCCGAAAAUCGAUGGAAAAAAAGAGGUUUAAGGUUUUCAUUUUUACGAUGGUCUCCAGAAGGUGGCCAAUAUUUUGAUACAAACAUGUCGGUAUACAGUGAAGACGGCACUGUUGCCAUAACUAUUGGUGGUGUAGAAAUAGGGCAAGGGAUAAAUACUAAAGCUAUACAAAUAUGCGCGUCUCUUCUAAAAAUACCCAUUGAAAAAGUCGUGAUAAAACCUAAUGACACAUUUGUGGCACCUAAUAAUAUUUGGACAGGAGGGAGUAUCACUAGCCAGAAUAUAUCAAUUGGUGUGCGUAGAUGCUGUGAGCAGUUAUUGCUACGAUUAGAGCCUGUGAGAUUGGGAUUACAGAACCCAACAUGGGAACAAUUAAUUAAGCGAGCAUUUGAAUUAGAAGUAGAUUUACAGGUGCAUGCUUUUGUUAGCUCUAGUGAUACCCGUAAAUUUGAUGUUUAUGGUAUAACGUUGGCAGAAGUAGAAAUUGAUGUACUAACGGGAGAAUCGGAAAUUAUAAGAGUUGAUUUAAUUGAAGAUGCAGGACGAAGUGUAAGCCCUGAACUUGAUGUCGGCCAGGUAGAGGGUGCCUUCAUAAUGGGUGUAGGUUACUGGACGUCAGAGCGGUUAGUGUACGAACCUACUACUGGAGAACUGCUUACCAACCGGACUUGGGAUUAUUGGGUUCCGCAAGCACGAGAUAUUCCUCGAGACUUCAGAAUAUACUUCAGAAACAGAAGUUUUAGCGAUGAAUUUAUUUUUGGAGCCAAAGUUACCGGUGAGCCAGCCACAUGUAUGGGGAUAGCUGUAUCUUUUGCGCUUCGUCAUGCCAUAGUGGCUGCUCGACUGGAAUCCGGUAUAUCGCCAACUCAAUGGUUUCAAAUAGGUAAGAAAAGAUUUCCCAAUCCCUACACU